This is a messenger RNA of Cladocopium goreaui, 1107 nucleotides long. NCBI's taxonomy places the organism in Eukaryota, Dinophyceae, Suessiales, Symbiodiniaceae. The record is from the annotation of a GenBank genome assembly.
UCUUGAAUUGUGCCGCGAGAACUUUGACGUGUAGCUGAGUCAAAGGAUCGGCACGAUGAAAUUGCAGGUGAGACCGCUGAAAGGGGAAACUUUCGACUUGGAGGUCGAAGCAGAUUGGACGGUUGAGGCUGUGAAAGCAGCAAUUGCUGGAAUGAAGCCUGACCUGCCUGCUGAGCUGCAGAAAGUCAUGCACAAGGGAAAGGUUUUGCAAGACUCUGACACGCUGCAGGCGGUUCAAAUCGGCGAUGGCGACUUUGUCGUCAUAAUGAUGGCAAAGGCCAAGCAGGAGGCUCCAGCGGCGCCUGCCCCCCCUGCUGCGCCUGCUGCCCCUGCGCCCGCCGGUCCCGUUGCGCCCGUGGCGCCGGCGCCGCCGGCGCCGCCAGCGGGACCACAGGCACCAGUGGAAAACGAGAUAGCGAUACAGAGUCUGUGUGACAUGGGUUUCCCACCUGAAUUGGUCAGGCAAUGCUUACGGGCUGCCUUCAAUAAUCCUGACAGAGCUGUUGAGUACUUGACCAGUGGCAUUCCAGCGCAUUUGCAGCAUUUGGCUUCAGGCGAGCCACCACCUGCGCCAACUCCAGCUCCAGCAGCCCCCGCGGCACCGCCAAUGCCAGCGAGUCAGCCUACAAGGCCCUUUGUUCCUCCAGCUCCAGAAACAGGACCCUUGGCGACGCUGGCAAACCAUCCACGCUUCAACCAACUUCGAGUAGCGGUGCAACAGCAUCCGAGUACGUUGAACCAAGUGCUGACUUUGAUUGCCAAGGGUGAUCCCAACAUGAUCACGCUCAUUGCAGAGAACCAGGAAGAGUUUGUGCGGCUGUUGUCCCAGCCCCCGGCAGCAAACGAUCCUAUAGCAGCAAUGCUUCAAGCUGCGCAGGCAGGUGGCGUUGCACCUGGCGCCCCUGGCCAGCCUGGCCAGCCUGUCCCGGCGCCGGCGCAGCCCCAGCUUGGUCCUACAGGCGAAGAGGCCGUCCAGCGCUUGCAAGGGCUUGGGUUUCCUCGAAACUUGUGCGUGGAGGCAUACUUGGCUUGCGACAGAAACGAGGAGAUGGCGGCAAACUUUCUCUUCGAUCGAAUGGAGGAGUCCUAAAUUCGGGAGAGCCAAAA